AAACAGAGCUAGAACUAGUCUAGAGAGCAAGAGCGCGCGGCAAAGUUAAAAUAAUUGAGUAAUUAUGGAAGAACAAAAUGACACUUCCGAAACUCCUAUGGAGAGUCAAGAUACAGCUGCUGUUAUAGAUCUGACGGAGUUUGAUAAGAACAAUAGUGGAAAUGCAUUUAUUCAAUCAGAAAUACCCCAGAUUUGCAAAGAUGAGCCUUGUUGCUUUGGAAUCGACGAAGCUGGCAGAGGUCCCGUGCUUGGUCCCAUGGUCUAUGGAACAAGUUUCUGUCCACUCUCCUGGAAAGAACAACUUGGAGACCUUGGCUUUGCAGAUUCCAAGACUCUGAAUGAAGAACAGAGAGAAGCAUUGAUGAAGAAAAUCCAAGAUGCUAGUGACCAUAUGGGGUAUAAGAUUGAGAUUCUCUCACCAAACUACAUUGCAAACGCUAUGCUUAGAAGGAGUAAACAUAGUUUGAAUGCUGUAUCGAUGGAUUCAGCCAUCGGUUUGCUGAGGUUAGCAUUGGCUGAUGGUGUCCAAGUGAAAGAGGUAUAUGUUGAUACUGUAGGGGAUGCCAAGAAAUACCAGGAUAAACUAUCGGGUCUCUUCCCUGAUCUUGAUAUCACCGUCACACCAAAGGCUGAUGCCAAGUUCCCCAUUGUCAGCGCUGCUAGUAUAUGUGCAAAGGUAACGAGAGAUAGAGCGACGACUGGAUGGAAGUUUGUUGAGAAGUGUGAUAUAGAUACUGAGAACUAUGGCAGUGGAUAUCCUAGUGAUCCUGCAACCAAGAAGUGGCUUGCUGGAAAUGUUGAUCCUGUUUUUGGAUUCUCACAGUUUGUACGCUUCAGUUGGUCCACAGCAAGCAUCAUCUUGGAUGAUAAAGCCUUCCCUGUGCAAUGGGAAGAUGAUGAUGAGGAGGAUGAAGCAGCCAAAGGAAGUGCCUCACUGCUGACGUUCUUCGCUCCCAAGAGUGCAGACCCUCGACAGAAGAAACACCAAUUCUUUAACGAGAGAGACUUGAAACAAGUCACUGCAAUGUGAUUUACGAGGGUAUUAGCUGAAGAAGUGUUUCUGUACUACUGCUUUUUCCUCAAAGAAUGAACACCUGUGAAAGAAACAUCAAAUCUUCAAUGAGAAUAGCUUGAAACAAGUCAUUGUGAUGUAGAAGUAAAGUAACCGCUAAAAAGGAAGCGCCUCCUUGCUAUCAUUCUUUGUCCCCAAGUGUGCAGACCUAUGGCAGAAGAAACACCAAUUCUUCAUUGAAAGAGACUUGAAACAAGUCUCUGUGAUGAUUUGGAACGAGAGUAACGGCUGAAGAAGUGUCUGUCUGCUACUGUUCACUAUUCUCAGAGUGUAGUCCUGCAAAAGGAACAUCAAUUCUUCAACGAGAGCAACUUGAACAAGUUACAGUUCUGUGAUUUGGACCAAGAGUGGGCAAACAUUUUUUGGCCCAAGAGUGCAGACAUUCGGCAGAAAAAAUACCAAUUCUUCGAGAGAGGGAUUUGAAAUGAGUUACUGCGAUGUGAUGUAGAACUAGAGCAUCAGCUAAAGGAAACGUCUCCUGCUAACUUCCUCCGCCCAUGAGUGCAGAUCCUCAACAAAAGAAACACCAAUUAUUCAAUGAGAGAGACAGGUCACUGUGAUGUGAUGUGGAACUAGAGCUCCUAAAUUUUACAAAAUGAGGCAUGUAAUGAAAGGUUCAUUUUCUGUGAAAGGGUAAAAUGUGUUUGUCAUUCACAUAGACCUCGAAGCAAUAUAAUGAUGUCUCUUAAAGAGUGAGCAUUUAUAUAAAAUAUUUGGGGCUGUUCCUCAGACUUAGGUGUAACUUAUGGCCACCACACACCUUAUGAUUGGUCUCCAGCCCGAUUUUGCAUUUAACAAGUAUGAUAUUGAUGCGAACAUUGGGACAUGAAACGUUUGUCUAAAGUAUUGAAUUGUGAUCUGAGUACUCCGAUAAUCAAAUUAAUGAAUAUUGCGUUGGGAGUGUAACAUUGAGUGGAUUAAAAUUUGAUUGUUAAGUCAUGGCAAACGUCCAAAUAUGGACCUUACUGCAAACUAAAGGCUUGCUGUAAUCUUUCACAAUAUUCAAAAUUUAUUUUAUAUUUAGGUAGUUAUGUGGCUACAUAGAAAGCAGAGGAUUUUUCAGGUGAUGCUGCAUAUGUAUGCAAAUUACCACAGGCAGCACCGCAUGGAAAUCAGGUUGACAAGGUCAUUUCUCCAAAAUGAUAGUGAUUUAGGAGCAAUAACCAUUUACCUUUUUUUUUGCCUGUCAUUUUUUACUAUCUGAACAAAACCACCUGCACCCCUAUUUUCAAAAAUCAUUCCCAGGGCGCUGUAUGGGCUGUGGUGCUUUGAUGGCUUGUUAACAUUAAAACCAAAAAAGUCCAAAAUGAAAGAUUUGGAAGAAAUCAUAUAAAUUUAAUAUUCAACCUUUAUCAUUUUGUAAGCUUUCCUUAUUUUUAUAAAUAUGUAUGCAAUGGUAAGAAUGAAUGCUCUUGUUGUCUAUUUUGCUUUUUCAACUUGCACUUAUAGUGCUGGGGGUGGGGGUGAAUAAAAAAAAUUAUCACAAUUUAUGAAAACUUGAAAAGCUUAGCCAAGAAAGUUAUUUUUAUGUGUCCUGAAAAUAGUAUGAUUAAAUACAAUUGUCAAUUCAUCACGGAGGAUCAUGUAACAUAACAAUCCAGAAAUACAUGCUGUAGUGUUCUACAAUCUACUGAAAUUAUUUACAGCAUAUGACAUCAUCCAUAAAUUUUCCCUGUGUAUGUACAUGCAGUGGUUGACCUUCUGUGUUUUCCAACCAGAAUAUCUAGCUGUAUAUGAAGGUGAAUCUGCCCAAAUUGGGACAAUUGUUUUUAAACUUGAAUGGAAGUUUAUAGGUUGACUUAUGCUGUCAUACACAUGAUAAUAAUAAAGACAAGAUGCUAUGAAUUGUGGUGUUAGCAUAGAGUAUAUUUAUUUGCAUAUACAGUACUUACAAAACAAGUCUGAGCAAAGUAAAAUGCCCCAAUACACAUAAAGAAAUAUGAGCAAAAUUGUACAUUUGUUGUUAAAUAGUUAUAGCCAGUCACAGUAGAAGUACAAAAUUAUAAAAUAAUCUUUCAUAUUUACAGCAGGAAUUACAAUUUCAGAUCUAAUGGCAAAUCAAGGAAAAUUUCACAAUUACUUUGAUCUAUUUAAAGGCAAGUCUGCCUUGGAAACAACGGAAUCUGGAGAGCAUUUCACCUUUUGUCAUCCGACACGCCCUUAACAAUCUGGGUCCUGUGACAAAAAUUAGCGAUUAAUCGUACGCUUGAUUUUUACGGUUAAUUGUACAUUGUAGUCAAUGCAAGCUUAACAAAGUCUUAUAAUCAUUGCUACGAUUUGUGUUACGGGACCCAGAUCUGAUAAAUUACUCUGACUUGGGCAAUUAUUUUAUUCAGAGAACUUAAGGAAUAUUAUGCAAACUUAAUCAUAGAUCAAAUCGCAAUUGCCAAAGGUAUGCACUCAAUAUCUCUUGUAUAUACAUGUACAAUAUGUGUAUGAAAUAUAUUGGAUCAAAUAAAAAAAAUAUAUUAAAAACACCUUGACUGAAGCAAUCCUUUAUCAUAAAGAUGGGCAUUUUGUAAUAGUAGAAGGUGUAAAAAAAAUUUGCAUGAACUGUUAGAUAUGUGAUUCGAGAUACAAAAGGGAAGGGGUAGGUAUCCUAUUCACAUGCUCUAGGCCAUAAAUACAGACCAUUUAUCAUUCAGGAGGAUCCGGGAAGGGGGGAGGGGGUUUAAAAGAUUUAAGUAUGACUUUGAAGCCCACGCGUACAUGAUAUGGAACGUGCAAUCUUAUUGAUCAAUACGCAGUAAUGCGCAUCCUCUUGGUAUGAUCUGACCAUUGUGGUCAUGCCUUUUAUACCGCACACAACUAGGCAUUAAGUGCAACUCUAAGUCAUACUUGACUCUUUGUAAAACACCCCCGGACUGCGGUAAUAAUAUUAACUCCGAUUGAAAAUCUGUCACACAAAAUCUUUCCAAAAUUCAAGUCCAAUUAAUAAGUCCAAUUAGAGCGAACAUUCGCCAUUGGUGAAAGUGAUAUGACAUAUUUGAGGUGAUAGGGGUGGUUCUGUGUAUCUACUCUCUGAAGCAAAGCUGAGAUAAGAUAGCAUACAUCUGCAUUCACAUCACUGCGGAAGCGACAGUUUGUGUCAUCCACUGAAACCAAAUGGUGAUUAUUUGCUUUAUACACCACAUUGGAAAUGAUCUCAUAGAAAGAAAAAAUAUAUAAAAUUGAAACAGAUAUCAAAUCUAAUGAAUAAAAAUUUUAGCAUUCCAUGACCCAAACUUGAUUUUAUAAAAUGAGAUGUCUAAAU
Lytechinus variegatus (green sea urchin) is the source of this 4325-nucleotide messenger RNA. It is a transcript of the gene rnaseh2a, whose product is annotated as ribonuclease H2 subunit A-like. Gene Ontology annotation, molecular function: RNA binding; RNA-DNA hybrid ribonuclease activity. Lineage: Eukaryota; Metazoa; Echinodermata; Echinoidea; Temnopleuroida; Toxopneustidae. The transcript is spliced from 8 exons. Gene Ontology annotation, cellular component: ribonuclease H2 complex. Gene Ontology annotation, biological process: mismatch repair; DNA replication, removal of RNA primer. The record is from RefSeq and is a predicted model, not a curated record. Bases 65 to 1030 code for a protein of 321 amino acids.